AUGCUCAAAUCUUGCUUUAAAUUGCAUUGGCCUUCAAAUGCGGCCGGUUCCAUAUUGCGGUUCUGCACGAAGAGCUCGGCCGAUUCGAUCGCUGCAUCCUCUCACGACGUGUCAGCGAAACAACAGCUGUUUAUGACUGACCCGGUUUCUCCUGGCUCGGUGUUCUUUCUCCCAAAUGGCACUAAGAUUUUUAACAAGCUUGUGAACUUUAUGAAGCUACAACAACAGAACAAAUUUGGUUUCCAGGAAGUGAUAACGCCGCUGAUAUAUCGAAAAUCAUUAUGGGAGCAGUCAGGUCAUUGGGAGAACUACAAGGAGGACAUGUUCCGCGUUGAAGGCCAAGAUUUGCAAAAAGAGGAGUAUGGCUUGAAACCAAUGAACUGCCCAGGUCACUGUAUGGUCUUUAAACGGUUUGCAAGAUCGUACAAUGAACUACCUUUAAGGUAUUCUGACUUCUCACCUUUGCAUAGAAACGAGGCCUCUGGCGCAUUGUCAGGACUUACUAGGGUUAGAAAGUUUCACCAAGAUGAUGGCCAUAUAUUUUGUAUCCCGGAACAGGUGGAAUCUGAGAUUACGAAGUGCAUCAAAAUGCUUGAUCUUUGCUACACUAAAGUGUUUCCUUUGGGUCGUGGGAACACACCGACAGAUUACGAGUUAAGGCUUUCAACUAGACCGGAACAUUAUGUUGGUGACGUUAGUGUGUGGAAUCACGCGGAAGCAAUUUUAGAGGGUAUCCUGAAUAAAUCAGGUAAGGUGUGGUCAAUUAAUGCAGGAGAUGGAGCCUUUUACGGUCCGAAAAUUGAUGUCCUUCUCGCUGACCAUAACAACAAGCAGCACCAAGUGGCGACGAUUCAGCUCGAUUUCCAGCUUCCGGAGAGAUUUGAUUUAAAAUAUAAAGAUAAAGACAAUACCUUUAAAAGGCCAAUUAUGAUUCACAGAGCUGUUUUUGGCUCUGUCGAACGGUUUAUGGCUAUGCUGAUAGAUUCGAAUGAGGGAAAAUGGCCUUUCUGGCUUAAUCCACAUCAGUGCAUGAUUGUUCCGCUAAAUACGAAGAACGAAGCCCUUGUACACAAGGCGAAUGACUUAGCCAGGGCUUUGAGGGGUGAAGACACCCCUGCUGACGAACCGGUUAAACUUAACAGCUUCCAUUUCAAUGUUGAUAUUGAUGACCGUGCGGAGCCAACGGGAUAUAGAAUUAAAGAAGCAAUAGAGAAAAACUAUUCCUUCUUAAUCAUGGUUGGUACCAAAGAAAUUGAAAGUGGCAAAUACGCUAUAAGGACUAGAGAGUCCAGGGAUUUAGAGCACUUGACGCUAGAUGAAAUAAUACAAAAGUUUUCCAACCUAGAAUCUAACUUCAAAUAG
Lachancea thermotolerans CBS 6340 is the source of this 1362-nucleotide messenger RNA. RefSeq names its product threonine--tRNA ligase MST1 (gene MST1). The transcript has a single exon. Gene Ontology annotation, cellular component: cytoplasm. Gene Ontology annotation, molecular function: ATP binding; threonine-tRNA ligase activity. The record is from RefSeq and is a predicted model, not a curated record. Gene Ontology annotation, biological process: mitochondrial threonyl-tRNA aminoacylation. Bases 1 to 1362 code for a protein of 453 amino acids. Lineage: Eukaryota; Fungi; Ascomycota; Saccharomycetes; Saccharomycetales; Saccharomycetaceae.